Messenger RNA from Octopus sinensis (East Asian common octopus), 1657 nucleotides. RefSeq names its product zinc finger protein 98-like. Lineage: Eukaryota; Metazoa; Mollusca; Cephalopoda; Octopoda; Octopodidae. The record is from RefSeq and is a predicted model, not a curated record. Gene Ontology annotation, molecular function: RNA polymerase II cis-regulatory region sequence-specific DNA binding; DNA-binding transcription factor activity. Bases 455 to 1543 code for a protein of 362 amino acids. The transcript is spliced from 6 exons. Gene Ontology annotation, biological process: regulation of transcription by RNA polymerase II.
AUCAACCACGAGCCAAAGUAGCUAAUUAGGGAAGUUAAUUAGGGAGGUUAAUUACCGAUCACCGAGUCGCUGUUUAUUUCUGAAUACGAAUAUCACAUCAUGUUGACAUGAAAGAAAUUACUUCGUUCAGAUGUGCCUUUGAUAUUUUUAUCAACUAAAGGAAGAUGAUAUAUUUAUAAGGAGCAUUCAUCUAUACAUCAACGUUUCUAUAUAAAUAUAAUCUAUGACAAACAACAGCAGAAUAUUUUUCUUGUCUGGAAUGUAGAGGUGGUGAUUGCUUUACAAGUUUGGAUAACUUUACAAACGAGUUGACAGUUUUCACCUGUUGAUUUAGGUAUUAAGUAAGAUCACAGAAGAAAGAAAGAUUAACAUUAAAUUAUUCUCUAAAAAAAGUAAUGCAAAUGAACACAAACAUAUUCAUAGAAAAGAAAAAAACAAUAUUAUUGUGAUAUAUAUGACAAAUUAUCCUGUCAUAAUGAAUAAUUUAACUGAACCUAAAAACCCUGAUACAAGAGAGAAACCAUAUUUCUGUGAUGUCUGUAGAAAAUCAUUCUCUCGAAGAAAUCACCUGACUAUUCACAAACGUCUUCAUACAGGAGAAAAGCCAUAUCAUUGUGGUAUCUGUGGUAAAACAUUCUCUCAAAGUUAUCACUUAACUAAACACCGGAGCGUUCACACAGGAGAGAAACCAUAUCAUUGUGAUAUCUGUGGUAAAUCAUUCUCUGAAAAUGGCACUUUAACUAAACACAAACGCAUUCAUACAGGAGAGAAGCCAUUUCAUUGUAAGAUCUGUGGUAAAUCAUUCUCUGAAAAUAGCAUUUUAACUCGACAUAAACGUAUUCAUACAGGAGAAAAGCCAUAUCAUUGUGAUAUCUGUGGUAAAACAUUCUCUCAAAGUUAUGACUUAACUAAACACCGGCGUAUUCAUACAGGAGAGAAGCCAUAUCAUUGUGAUAUCUGUGGUAAAUCAUUCUCUCGAAGAAAUCACUUGACUAUUCACAAGUGUAUUCAUACAGGAGAAAAGCCAUAUCAUUGUAAUAUCUGUGGUGAAUCAUUUUCUCUAAAUAGCACUUUAACUCGACAUAAUCGUGUUCAUACAGGAGAAAAGCCAUAUCAUUGUGAUAUCUGUGGUAAAACAUUCUCUCAAAGUUAUCACUUAACUAAUCACCGGCGCGUUCACACAGGAGAGAAACCAUAUCAUUGUGAUAUCUGUGGUGAAUCAUUUUCUCUAAAUAGCACUUUAACUCGACAUAGACGUAUUCAUACAGGAGAAAAGCCAUAUCAUUGUGAUAUCUGUGGUAAAACAUUCUCUCAAAGUAAUGGCUUAACUAAACACCGGCGCGUUCACACUGGAGAGAAACCAUAUCAUUGUGAUAUCUGUGGUAAAUCAUUCUCUCGUAGUGGCCACUUGUCUGAUCAUAAACGCAUUCAUACAGGGGAAAAACCAUAUCAUUGUCAUAUCUGUGGUAAAUUAUUCUCUUUCAGUAGUCAAUUGUGUAGACAUAAACGCGUUCAUAAUGGGGAAAAUACCAUAUCAUUGUGACAUCUGUGGUAAAUCAUUCUCUGAAAGUGGUGUCCUAACUAAACACCAGUGCAGGAUAGAAACCAUAUCAUUGUGAUAUCUGUGGUAAAUCAUUCUCUGAAAGUGGUGUCCUAA